Camelina sativa (false flax) is the source of this 538-nucleotide messenger RNA. RefSeq names its product glucan endo-1,3-beta-glucosidase-like. The record is from RefSeq and is a predicted model, not a curated record. NCBI's taxonomy places the organism in Eukaryota, Viridiplantae, Streptophyta, Magnoliopsida, Brassicales, Brassicaceae.
AUCUUUUAUAUAUAUCACCAAAGAUUGUACAAGAGUUCUAAGUACUCAAACAAAAUUCCAACAAUGGCUAAAGCAUGGAUGUGCAUUUCUUUCCUCAUCUUCCUCUACCUCUCCUCAGAAAGAAACUUCACCAAAGUCAACGCAGAGAUGAAGACUUGGUGUGUGGCUAAACCUUCUUCAGAUCAAGCAACACUUCUUGAUAACAUAAACUUCGCGUGCUCUCAUGUCGACUGUCGCGUUCUCUCGAGUGGAUGUCCAUGUUACUCCCCUGGUAACCUCAUCAACCAUGCUUCAAUCGCCAUGAAUCUUUAUUACCAAGCUAAUGGAAGAAACUACUGGAACUGCAAUUUCAAGAACUCUGGACUCAUUGUCAUAACUAAUCCUAGCUAUGGAAACUGCUACUAUCAAUACACAUGAGGGGGAAGAAAAAAAAACCAUUUGUUAGAAGAAAACAGAGGAGGAGCAUGUUUAUGGGUGUUUAAUUCAAGUUUACAGAAUUUGACUAAUCAUAUGUUAAAUCGAAUGUUUAAAUCCUGAA